CAAACCGUCGACUUGAAAGCGAACAACAAAAAGAAAUAGAUUUCCGUUCUCUGGCAAGAGAGUUUCUAUCGACCGACUUUCAAAUGUCUCACACAGUUCAGUAGCAAAUCAACACUCGCAGUCCUUCCUUUUUGCCUCUGUUUAUCUAGUGAUCGCGAUAUUGUACGAACAAACGAAGCGGGUGAUUGCCAUUCCCAUCAUCACAGCAGCCCACGGCGUCCCGGAAGGCGUAGAGGUCGCAAUUGCAGCACUGCCGCAUUAGUUUACCAAUCAUUGUAAGGUCACCCCUCGACGAAAAUAGCAAUUGCCUGCAUGAUGACGGAACGACGUGCCUCUGCGCUGAGACCCAGCACAAGAGGUAGCGGUGGCCUUGUCAAUGGAAAUAAAAUUCAAAACGUAAGCUUUUCGGAAGAUCCUAUGGAUCAUAUACCAAAGAAAGCACAAGAAUUACGACUUUCCUCCCCAAGCAAUGGAUCAUCUCCAAGACGCACUAGUUUUCUCAAACGAAACAAGAAGUCAAGCAAAGACAACGGCGACAAGGACACUUCCAUUGCAACAAAUGGCAAAGAGAACAAUCAUAACAAAGCAGGCGGUAACAGCAUUGAAAUAAAAUUGAAAAAUCCAACAGGAAGCAGCGGCGCCAGCAGUCCUCGUAAAUGGGGCAGUCGACGCUUCAAAGGAUUCUCGCUUUUUGGAGGCAGCGGAGAUCAGCGGAAUGGCUAUGGAACGCUGAACGACAGCAAUAACUACGAAAACGACGGAGAGGUUACGACCGCGGUGGAAGUGGAUCCGGUUAUGACCAUUUUCGAAUCGCGCAAUACCCAGAGAGUACGCUUCACGCUAGCGGGUGAUAGUAAUGAAAGUGUGAUUAGUGGAGGCGGCCUCAGUCGGAAUAGCAGAGAUCACCAGAAAAACACUAAGAGAGGAGAGUCUUCGAAAAAUGCAAACAGCGGCAGCGGCAGUACGGGGAACGUCAAGCAAUUUAUGUCCCGAGCUCUCUUUUGGUCGAAGUCUUCAAGCAAGAAGCUAUCAGAAGAGGAAAUGAAGCGAGAGGCGAAAGAGCUCGGUUGCGGCCCAUUGAUUUGGGAAAGCGCGGCCACGCCAACCGGACCCGAAGUGAUUCAUACGAAAAACAAUCGAAACAACAACCAAAAACGUAACCAGAAAACUCCAGAGCUCACAGUCAGUUUCACUGAAGACCCCAAGGCACGAGCAGCUGUAUCAAAAAUUCUAGCCAAGGCCAGUAGUGCGGAACACGUACAUUUUCGGUACGAAUACGCCGUGAAGUGUUACUUGAAGGCACUCACUAUUCUCCAGAAACAGGCAAAGUACCCAGAUGAUCAUCCUACAGUUGUCAAGACGGUUCGUCUGAUGAACAACGCUCAUAACGUAUUGAUAUCGUACAAAAACUCAGCAAAUAUUGUGAAGAUGGGUAUCAAGAAUGAGGAUGCCGGUGAACUCGUCAAGGCCCUGAAGAUGUACACCAUCGCCUACCGUAUUCGAAGAGAUAAUUUGAGUCGGAAUCAUCCUAGUCUUGUGGUCCUUCUUAAUAUGUUGGGAAGCAUUCAAAUUAAGAGGGGAGAAUUAUUGGAAGCAAUGCAAAUUUAUGAAUUAGCUCUGAGCGACGAUUCGACUGUAGUGCCGGAAGCGCCAACGGAGAGCGCUGCUCCUCGCCAUCAACAACAGCAAAUAACAACGAAGGACCGAAAUUUGUUGGCGAAAAGCGUUACCUUUCGUGAAAUGGGAACCAUAUAUGAAAUGUGGGGAAAUGUCGACGAAGCUCUCAAGUUUUUCCACAAGAGUCUUGAAUGUGUUGCAGAAUGGAGAGAAUCAGUCCGAAGCAGUUAUAAGAGCAGGAAUAGAAUUGUUAAAAAUACUGAUGGGGGAUGUGACAAUGGCAAUGAUGAUGAAAAAUCGGGUAGCAUAUCUUUGAGGACAAGUAGCACAGAAUCUCAGCACUACUCAAUUGAUAUUGUUCAAACAGUUUCCAGUAACAUUGGUGACUCAGAAAUGGAGCUCGUAUUCGGAUCAAAGGGAUCACCAAAGAAUUGCAGUGAAUCCAACUCCAAAUCAAGAAACAAAUACGAGAGGUUUUUUCCUAACGAGAUUGACCUCAAGGCUAAAGAUGGAGUCAAGAAUUCUGAUGAAAACUCACAUGCCGAUAUGGAUUUGUCGCUCACGCUGCAUCAAAUUGCGCGUCUAUACUGCUCUCAAGGGAAGUUCGAUAGAGCACUUGAUGCCUACGAAGCAGCUCUUCGAGGAAUGAAGACGGCAUUGGGCAAGCACCAUCCGAACGUAGCUGCAGUUCUUGGAAACAUUGGAAAUCUUCAAAAAGAAAUGGGAGAUUUGGAUGCAGCGUAUAAAACAUAUCAAGAAGUACUCGGUAUAGAAUCGUACAGACUUGGUCUUAGUCAUCCUGACGUAGCCAUUACACUGCACAAUAUUGCAACCAUUGAUGCUGCUCGAGGAAAUUACCAACAUUCUCUUCAACUCUAUCAGAAAGUUAUAGGUCUUCAAAAGCAGUUGUUUGGCGAAGAUAAUAUAUCCGUUGCGGUGACAGCUGCGUGCAUGGGAGACGUGUACGAAAAAAUUGGGGAGCUCAAAAGUUCGAUGACUUCGUUCGACGAAGCAGUGAGAAUCAAGUCGUCUGUUCUGGGCCGUCACUCCUUAGAGGUCGGACGCCUUCUACACAAACUCGGCAAACUUUCCUUUCUAUCGACUGAUUAUGUCGAAGCAGAAUCAUAUAUUUCUCGAACAGUACUCAUUUAUAGACUGAACAAGCUUGACGAACACCACGAAUGGUUUGUCGACGCUAAUCGAGACUCCGCCGACAUUGAUGGUGCCCUUGCGCUUGGAGUAGCUGACCAGUGCGAAAUUUGAAAUCGCAAAUUCCAGCUAUUAUAUAUCGAUGCCAAUAUUGUUAUUUAUUAUAGACGAAACACACU
This is a messenger RNA of Pseudo-nitzschia multistriata, 2945 nucleotides long. NCBI's taxonomy places the organism in Eukaryota, Bacillariophyta, Bacillariophyceae, Bacillariales, Bacillariaceae. The record is from the annotation of a GenBank genome assembly.